Messenger RNA from Pieris brassicae (large cabbage white), 995 nucleotides. Its product is annotated as luciferin sulfotransferase-like. Gene Ontology annotation, biological process: sulfation. Bases 64 to 921 code for a protein of 285 amino acids. The transcript has 6 exons. The record is from RefSeq and is a predicted model, not a curated record. Gene Ontology annotation, molecular function: sulfotransferase activity. Gene Ontology annotation, cellular component: cytoplasm. NCBI's taxonomy places the organism in Eukaryota, Metazoa, Arthropoda, Insecta, Lepidoptera, Pieridae.
AUAGGACCAAAAGGCUAUAUCCUAUCACAUAGAUUUUUGGAAAUAGGGGCAGAUAUUUAUAACAUGGAAAUACGACCGAGCGAUGUAUUUGUUGUUACAUAUGCACGAUCAGGUACCACGUGGACUCAAGAGUUGGUAUGGCUAGUUGCGAACGAUUUGGACUACGAUACAGCAAAAUCAGUUUAUUUAACGGAAAGGUUUCCGUUUCUGGAAUUCUCGAUGAUGGUCCAUCCGACAAUGAUACAGCGUUACCUAGAAAAUAGUCAUGGAGAUGAGAAAAAGCAGAAGGAAAUUAAAAUCAUAACGUCGCAUGUCGUGAAACAAGUGGAGGAGGCGCCUUCCCCUCGUUUUAUUAAAACACAUCUCCCGCUCUCCCUGUUGUCACCAAAGUUGCUUGACGCUAAAGUAGUGUACGUAGCAAGAGACCCGAAAGAUGUCGCUGUCUCAUUCUACCAUUUAUGCAGUUCAAUGACAUUCAUGGGAUGGACGGGUGACUUCAAACAAUUUUGGGAAUUGUUCAUUAGCGAUUUACAAUAUUGGUCACCGUUUUUUGAACAUUUGAAGGAGGCUUGGGCGAUGCGUCAUCAUCCAAAUUUACUCUUCAUAUUCUAUGAGGAAUUACAAAAGGACUUACCAGGGGUGAUAAAACGUGUAUCUGCUUUCAUGGGAAAAAACUACAAUGACGUGGAAGUGGCAACACUCUGUGAACACCUGAACGUUAAGAACUUUAAGAAAAACCCUUCUAUCAACAACGAACAGUUCAAAGAACUUGGCCUAACGACACCUGACUUGGAAUUCAUCAGAAAGGGCAAAUCAGGCGGUUGGCGCGACUACUUCGACGAAGAGAUGAUAGCACGGACAGAUAAAUGGGUGGAAGAAAACUUGCGCGAUACAGAUCUCCGAUUCCCAAGUGCAGAAUAGUUCUACCUUUUUAAUACUGUAUAUAACUUUUUAAUUUACAAAUUUAAAUAAAAUUUACUGAAUAUACUAUUAAA